AUGAUAUUUGUACUACUAUUAUUGAUAUCUUAAACAAAUGCUCUUUAUUCAAAAAAACUCUAUAGAACCAGAGGUUUAAAUGCAAUCGAUAUUGAUUUGGAGAAAUAUAGUGAUUUGAAUUAAGGAUCAACAACGAUCAACAUCAUCCUUGAGAAUAAUUCAUUUUCAACAGCGUCCCCUUUUUUGGCUUUUUGCUAUACAACAAACUAAUAAACAAUAAAAUCUAUCGUAAGCUCUCCUGAAGCAAUAAAGAAUCAAAUAGAAUCAAACAAGUAAUAAUGAGAAUUGACAUAUUUAGAAAGAUGUGCAUAUUUGAUAACAAUGCUCUUUUAUAUCAACAACGCGUACAGUAGAUUGUAUUAUCAGACCUUGUAGAUGAUGGAAAUGAACAGGCGUAUAAUAAAUUUAGCGUCUUCAAGCUGAGCAACAAACAGUUUUCUAUUUAUAUAUAUUCUUCAGACGAUGCCCAAUACUCAAUAAUUCUAAAGGGUUCUUAGAAGGGAGAAUGCUACAAGUGAGUUAUAAAAUUAUUUUAGUUAAUGCAACAACAAUGGAUAGUGCAUGAGCAAUGAAGUAUUAUUUUGUAAAUGCAACGAGGGUUAUUUGGAUAGUACUUGUCAAUUGUUAAGCACUGUCAUCACUCCUCCUAGAGUGGUUUAGGUAGAAUACAUUAUGAUUAUAGUUUCAAAUGAAAAAGCAGCCAUCUUAAAUCGUUUUACUAUUCCCUUUAAGAACGUCAUCUACUUAAUUAUCAAUUGAAGUAUACUCGAAUAUAGGAAUAAUGGCAUAUCUUGGUUGCUAAUUUGAUAAGAACUUCAUUCCAUUUUAUCAGAGCAAUUCAUUUUAUCAAAUUGAAAUUUCAACUGGAAUUAUAAACUUCAAAUAAGAUGAUAUCCAGGAUUGUUAGAAUAACAUAAAGUUAAUCAGAUAAAAUUUAGGAGUCGAAAUGGAUAAUUAUAUUGUGUUAUUAUUAGUGAAUGAUCAAAAUUAAGAUAUAAAAGUAGAACUGAAACUCUACUUAGAUAACAAUAAUGACGAUGAUUCUGGAUUAGAAAUAUAUUACAUUCUAGCUGGUGCUUUAGGAGCUCUGAUUGUGGCAUUGCUCAUAAUAAUAUGUGUUAUUUACUUUCAAAGAAAAGCUAGAAGAAUUAACAAUGGAGUUUAAAACACCCUAAAUUUGAGAUCAGUUUAAAAUAAUGGAACUAAAAAUAAAGGUCCACGAUAAGAUAAUAUUCCAGUGGAAUUAUAUGAGCAAAUCAUUCAAGAAUACCCAGGUUUGGUUGAAAUUUCAGAAUGCUAGAUAUGUCUUGUGGAGUUCUAAAAAUAGGAUUUAGUCAAAUUAACCUAUUGUCUACACUUAUUUCAUUCUACAUGUAUCGAUGAAUGGAGAAAGAGAAAUUAAGUAUUGAAAUCUUAGAUAUCCAUAGACUUGUCCAUUUUGCAGAGAAGAUCUAACCAAAAAGAAAGUCAUUUAAUAGAGAGUAGAAGAAAAGAUCUAUCAAUUGGGAGUGGUCUAAGAUGAUGCAAUGCAUAUAGAUGAGCACAAACUGGCAGAAUUAUAAAAACGAGAAUAAAGACUGAAAAAAAUUCAAUGUAUUCAUUAAUCUACGAUAAUUAAGAAACAUCCUCUCCUGAUUCUGCUAAUGGAAUAUCAAUGAAGGAAAAUACACCAUCGCCAUUUCUAAAAGGAGAUUAAAUUACUUAGUAGUUUUGCUUAUAAAAAUAAAAAUGAGAAUUAUGAUUUAAUUAAUGUUUCUAUAUUUAUUAAUAACUGCUUGUCAUGCUGAUAUUAUUUUUAGCAAAGGAUUUAUAUCCGUUUAGGGAUAGAUCAAUGUAGAGACCACCUCUUUAUUGAGGAGAUAGAUAUCUGACAAUGAAAGAGUUGUCAUAUCGAUAACUAAUUACCCAAAAUAAAAAAUUCCAUUAUUGUUGAUUUGUAGAGCGAACAAUAAUUUUGAGGAAUAACCUGAUCUUCAGGUAAUUUAAUAGUAAUAUUGUAUCUUAUAACUAGAUAAAAUUGUAUUGCUGACUUGAAUUCAUAUGAUUUCAGGAGACCCAAACAAUAGAUUAUCUUAGAUUUCCAAGAAGAUUACAAAACCUUUAUGAAUAUUAUAUAUUAAGAGAAAGGAAGUGUUCCCUUUAUCACAGUUUACUCAAAAUCAAAUAUUGACUUUGUACUUGUGAUUGCCAUCCAGUAAAAGUAAUCCUGCUAUAUGUAUGUCUACAAUGUGAGUAUUUAUUUAGAGAGUGCUAAUAAGGAAGCAUUUGCGUUCGAGGUCAAUGUAUUUGUUAAAGGGGUUUUUUUGGAGAUGACUGUAGCAUCAGUAUAAUAUCAUUGUAGGAAAAAGAUAAUUUUGAAAAAGAUGUAAUAUAUUAUAUAAACGCUGCUAAUUUAGAAGUAUUGUAUUUAUCAUAGAUUAUAGGAAGUGUCUCUAAAUUUUACAGAAAAGUCAAAUUUUAGAAUUGGAUGUUUAGCAUUUAAUCCAUAUGUUUAUCGAGGGGAGUUUAUUUUAGAUAGUUUUCUAGAACUCACCAAAUAACAACAAAUAGAUUGUCUAGAUGAAACAAAAAAAGUAAAUAAACAGUUUUCGAUAAAUUUAUAACCACUCUAUGUAUUCGUAGUUGAAUAAGAUGCAAUUUAUUUGGAAUCCCAAUUAGUUGACUCAAAUCAGAACACAAUCCUGUAUGUAGUCACAUCAAUAGGAAUAUUUUUACUAGUUGUGUUCAUGUAUUGUUGCUUUCGUUUUAAGAAAUCGAACAGAAGAAUGAAUAAUCUGAAUACUAUUUAAAUUCCAAUCUCUUAAUAAAUGCCAUCUUAAAAUUCAAUUAACAAAUAUAUUCCUAUUUAAAAAUACGAAGAAGUCAUGAAAUAAUUUCCAGGCCUUUCAGAUGAUUAGACAUGUUAAAUUUGCUUAGAAGUUUACAAAAAAGAGGAUAAAGUCAGAAUUACUUAUUGCACUCACUUUUACCAUGCAGAAUGUAUUGAUAUCUGGAUUAAUCAAAAUGAAGUAACCCAAUAAUAUCAUUUAAGAAUUGCCCAACUUGUCGAUCUUCUUUAACUGUCGAAACAUUAACUAAAUUUUUUGAAACUCAAGUAGAUAAUGGUAAUCAGCAGUUGAACACGAGUGAGAAAUAGAGAAUCGGUGAAUAAUCGCAUAACAUUAUCAGACUGCUUGGAUACAAUAGAAUAUCUGGCUCAUUUAAUAUUACUCAGCAAAUAACAUGA
This is a messenger RNA of Paramecium octaurelia, 3226 nucleotides long. The record is from the annotation of a GenBank genome assembly. Lineage: Eukaryota; Ciliophora; Oligohymenophorea; Peniculida; Parameciidae.